Messenger RNA from Marchantia polymorpha subsp. ruderalis, 1330 nucleotides. NCBI's taxonomy places the organism in Eukaryota, Viridiplantae, Streptophyta, Marchantiopsida, Marchantiales, Marchantiaceae. The record is from the annotation of a GenBank genome assembly.
CAUCACCGUUGCCUCAAGGAAUCACCCGUAGGGCGAGCGACCUCUUGAAUUCAAAUCCGACCCGAUUUGUUACACGUGUUGAAGAUGGAAAACGACCCGAGCCCGACACAGGUUAAUGCAAGAAAAGCCGAUGAAAAGCCAUGCGGGCCCGGGUUACGGCCUUGCUCUCGAAUCGAUCCGAAGUAACUGUGGUCGCGGAGUAACAAUGGUCGCCGUGCGCUUGGUGCCCGGGCUUCCGAUCCCUAUCCUGCAGCUGAGCUUCCAACGGUGAAACCCACGAAAUCUAACGGAUCGAGAGAAGUUGAUCGAAAUGAUCGACCCAGUGCUUCAAGGCCAAUUUGCCGUCAAGGAACUCAUCUAGGUGGCAGCAAUUGCAGCCAUGUGCGUGCAGCCCGAAGCGGAUUACCGACCUCUGGUGACGGAUGUGUUCCAAACGUUGGUUCCACUAGUGAAGCAACGAGCGACUUCUAAAGUCGUCUGCACACACAAUUUCCAUCAUCAAAUCGUCACUCUGAAAUCCUUCUCGAUCGACAGUGGACGCAGCGGACACGGCCACAGCUAACUCGACCACUCGUGGCUGAUCAGUUCCGAGCUCUCGAUUAAAUACUUUAUGCUGAUCUUUGGACUCGGAUAUCUGAAUUUUGGUUGGUGCAUUUUGCGGACAACAUCUUUAUCAGAAGAGAGGUCCCGGCCUUUAAGGGAACAAGAAGACCCCACCAGAAGCAUCGAGAGUCCGCGGAGCAGGUUUCAGCCUCUUGAAUUGGUCGCUUGCUUGCUUGCUCAACCUCCAUGUGAGCUCUCGUCUAUUGCCUGCCGUGAGUGUGUGAGAAAAGCUCGCCGAUGCAUAACUCUGAAUAACAUUAGGAUCAACGAACGAGGUAGCAGAGAACACUAUUCUGCCCGAGGUAAAUGUAAAGACCAGCAUGAGUGGUGGCUUCGUGGGCUGGGCUGGCCGUUGCAGUGAUUCAGGUCAGCUCGCCAGGACUAGGACCAAGCCCACGCCAGCACGCACCACCAUAGAUGUAUGAUAUCCACCCCCACUUCGUGAACAAGAGGCCGGUUCUCGGAUCAACGACAUGUUGCUGAUCGGCUCUAGCAGAUAGGAUCCAGAGAAAUUUGCUCUGGAGGCAAUCAAGUUACCGAAGGUGUGAGAGAGAUGUGGUUAGAUAAGCCCGUCCUUUGGCCAGACUACGUAGGGUUGUUAUAGUUGUAGCACUCGAGUUUGCCUGGAGGCAUGUGUUGUGAGCACAUGAGCACAAUUUUUGUUUCGAUGCUUCACUCUUGAUGUUGUAUAAAUUUCCUUCUAAUAGAAUAAUGGCAACAAAAUUCU